AGAAAAAGAUAUGCAAAUUGGUUUUCCAACAGAUGUAAAACAUGUUGCACAUAUAGGAUGGGAUGGUCCAUCAGUUGAUAAUCCAACCUGGAUGAAAGAAUUUAUAGCACCAGGAGCAUUUCAAUCAGCACCUUUAAUUCCUCCUCCUGGAGAACAUAAAGAAAAUCCUGAUAUUAAAUGGGUUUCUCAAGAUUCAAAUAGAAGGUCAAGAAAUGCAAAUUCUUCACCACCCAAAGAAAAACAAGAGAAGCCAAGAACAUCCAGGAAACAUUCCACAUCAGAAAAUGGAAGCAAUGAAAACACUACAAACAAAGAGCCUGGCACAAAAUCCAGGAGUUCCAGGAGACAUCAUAACAAGGACACGUCCGAUGGAACCAAAUUGAGUGAAUCCUCGAGCAAAAACAACCCCGAUAUCCCUAAAAAAUCGCGAAGAAAGAAGUCCAAGGAGGAUGGUGGCUUGAAUCGACCAUCAAAAUCCAAAGGCACAACACAAACUACAGAGUCAAGUCCUGGAUUGGAAAGUGAAAGUAGUGGAAUUUCUAAAGAAAAACAAGAGGAGUGAAAAAAC
Molecule: messenger RNA, 568 nt
Organism: Solanum tuberosum (potato)
Lineage: Eukaryota; Viridiplantae; Streptophyta; Magnoliopsida; Solanales; Solanaceae
Product: CRIB domain-containing protein RIC7-like
Exons: 3
Coding region: 11-562 (183 amino acids)
Source: RefSeq, a predicted model, not a curated record